AGAUAAUGAGAACUCAUAACUUGGUAUGAAAUGACAGGAGCUCAAGCUUAAGCUUUUGCCUUUGUUUUUGUAGUCUAACUAUGACGAAAUUUACUGAGCCCCACGAAGUGGAUGUCGUUCGUCGUCUACUCCUUCAUCUUCGGCUUCUCUAAAAAUAGUAAUGAAAAAUCCAAAUCGUACUCGCAUGUUUGCUUUUUCAAUUCAUCGCUUCUCCAAAAGAAACGACGACAUGUGGAAAAUAUUGACUGAAAAAAGCUCGAUGCGCAAUCAUAAUUUGUUUGAAGGGCUAAGCCUAUAGAGGUAAAAACUAACUGGCUGUUUUAUUUUAGUUCUCUGAGCGCCGCUGGACCUAAGCCCCAACCUUAUGCGGUGCGCCGCCAUAGUUUGCAUUUUUUGAAUUAUGAUGGUCAUACUCGAGUAGCAUUCUUGUAAAAAACCUAAUGAAUAAUUUUGCUAAAAAGAAGCCAACAUCAAGCACUUACACAUAAAGACGUCUUCUGGAUGUAUGGACCAAUCCAAUCUCAAUUAGCAUGGAGAAAAUUAUAGCUAUUGAUGUCUACAUUGCCGUGUCGUUAGCUGAUGAAACAAGACAGCAGCUGUGAUUUGUAGCGUCGAAAGUCAAUUCUCUAAGGACACACCAUCACCACUUACGCAUUUGGUCAGGAUGAUUUGAAAGAAUUUUCAAGAAUGACCGCUAGAAGAUGUUGUCAAGAACGACCUCUAUCAUAGAAGAUGGUAAUGAGUUUAUAUAUUAGCCCUUGCCGUAAGCCGGGCGGCACCCCUGCAGUGCUGCCACUUUUUUGUCAUAGUACAAUGCGAACACUGGACGGCUCUCGUUCCUUUCUCUCAACUACGAGAAAUAAGACUGCGUGCUGUUAAGUUAGAGAUGUAAAAAGCAGGUAGUAAAAGAAGAAAGUAGGACGUAGAGCUCAGUAAAUUAUCUGCCGGUGAGUGUAGUGACCCGGGGUAGUUGAUUCUCCACCAAAUCCGGCAAGCUAGGCGUCGCGCGAGGUCAACAAAAUGAAGGUCAUCGCGUAGCGGACGUCAGAGCAGAUCGAGUAUCUCAGUCGGUGCCGCCAGAGCGUGCUGCAAAUCUCUCGUCGUCGGUCAACAAAUACAUGCCGCGUUUGAUCACCGGAAGGAGGAAGGACAAGGACAAAUUGUACUGCAUGUAGGGGGAGCUACCGGCCAGCGAGUUCAAAGGGACUCAAGUUUAAUUUCUGCUGAUCCGGUGCUCAAUGCGCAG
Amoebophrya sp. A25 is the source of this 1246-nucleotide messenger RNA. NCBI's taxonomy places the organism in Eukaryota, Dinophyceae, Syndiniales, Amoebophryaceae. The record is from the annotation of a GenBank genome assembly.